AUGGAUCGAGGCCGUGGUGUUGACCGAAGGUUAGUCUGCUCUCCAUUUUCUUCGUUGCUUGUUUGUUCCCUUUUCCCCGCAUCUCUUUACGUCUAGUUCCUAUCGAUCUUCUCUAUUGCGCUUGUUUGCGCCCUCAUUGAGUGGCAUUGGCAUUGGCAUUGUGUAUGGAAGGGGCGGGGUGGAGUGCAGUGGGAUGGAUUACUAUGGGAGAGGAAGACAGUGAAGGGACCAAAGAAAUGGAUGGCGAACAGCAAACCGAAAUCUAGCAGUCGCAUCUGUAUCUAUGAUUCAGAUGAUACGAACUCCAGUCGGCAGAUUUCGCAACCUCGACGAAAGCCGCAUACACUAACGCGCCUAACCGAUUACCGCGAAAGACAAGCCAGCGAACAUAGUCUCGCAAAAGGGAAGCAACGAGAAGAGGAGUUCACCAACCGAAAGAAGCACCUCGCUGCUAUUCAUAUUCUCUACGCGCCCUUCUGUGCAUCCAUGGUGGACAGUGUUAGUGGAAAGAUCGUAAAGUCAAGUUGUGGUUUGAAUGAACUUGCAUCAAGGAAUAUGAAUGACCUCGAUAUUCUGCGGCCGCAUUCUUGGAUGGGGCAACGGACGCACACGAGCUGUCAGCAAAUUGGGAGUAUAAGUCAUUCAAUUCUCAUGAUUCAAAUCUGUCAAUCUCAUGCUAGUUGA
Hymenoscyphus albidus is the source of this 684-nucleotide messenger RNA. The record is from the annotation of a GenBank genome assembly. NCBI's taxonomy places the organism in Eukaryota, Fungi, Ascomycota, Leotiomycetes, Helotiales, Helotiaceae.